This is a messenger RNA of Aphidius gifuensis, 849 nucleotides long. RefSeq lists its product as uncharacterized. Gene Ontology annotation, cellular component: cytosol; cytoplasm; membrane. Gene Ontology annotation, biological process: ceramide transport; intermembrane lipid transfer. Gene Ontology annotation, molecular function: ceramide 1-phosphate transfer activity; ceramide 1-phosphate binding. The record is from RefSeq and is a predicted model, not a curated record. The transcript is spliced from 5 exons. Bases 85 to 753 code for a protein of 222 amino acids. NCBI's taxonomy places the organism in Eukaryota, Metazoa, Arthropoda, Insecta, Hymenoptera, Braconidae.
AGCAAACACAAUAGCCAACUUCAGCUCAUAAAAAGAAAAAAAAAAAACAAAAACCCAAUUAAAUGUUUAAUAAUCUUGGGGAAAAUGUCAACAGAAGAUCAUGCCAAUAUCCAAACAUCAUUGUAUGAUGAUAACGAAUUGUUACCACUUUUAAUAACAUUUCCUGAAAUAACUGAUUGUAAAAUCAAUACUGAACAAUUUCUCAAUGCAUCACGUGCAGCAUUAAAAAUGAUUGACAGAUUUGGAAAAGUUUUUACAGCAAUAAAAUAUGAUAUGCAUACUAAUAUUGAAAAAUUAACAUCAAAAUUUAAAUCUAAUGAGGAAAAAUAUUCAACACUUCAAGAUAUGAUAUUAGUAGAAAAAAAAAGUCAUAAUAAAAAUAAAUUUGUGAUUGAAUCAAUACUUUGGCUUGCGAGGGAAUUACGAAUGAUUCAAUUGAUAUUUUCAAGAAUUGUUGAGGCACAUGAAAUGGGUGAUCCACCAGAAGAAUUAUUUCCAACAAUAAAAGAUGCUUACAGGGAAUCACUAGAACCAUAUCAUGGUUUUAUGGCAACUCAACUCUUCAAUUUAUUAUCACGAAAUGUUCUUCAACGUUCAGAGUUACUUUUACAUCUUGCAAAUGGUAUUGGAGGUAGAGAAGAAACAACACUUAUGUUAAUGGAAAUAUAUUCUGAAGGAAUAAGAAGAAUUAUAUUAAAUCUUCAUCGUUUUAUGAGAACACAUAAUUUAGGACCAGUAUUACACAUUCACUAGCAACAUCUUGUACUUUAACUUUUAAACGCUUUUUUCACUUUUAUAAUUAUUUACAUGAAUUUUUUCUACACAAUUUUAAUAAUGAAAUUAAUUGUA